This is a messenger RNA of Henningerozyma blattae CBS 6284, 3564 nucleotides long. RefSeq names its product tyrosine protein phosphatase PTP3 (gene PTP3). Gene Ontology annotation, biological process: protein dephosphorylation. Lineage: Eukaryota; Fungi; Ascomycota; Saccharomycetes; Saccharomycetales; Saccharomycetaceae. Gene Ontology annotation, molecular function: protein tyrosine phosphatase activity. The record is from RefSeq and is a predicted model, not a curated record. The coding region runs from base 1 to 3564 and encodes 1187 amino acids. The transcript has a single exon.
AUGACUAUACAAGAAGCAUCAAAAGAUGUUUCAAACGUCGAUCAUUCUUUUGAUACUACAAAUGGUAAUACAACCACUAAUGAAUUGAUUUUCGACUCGACGGCCACUACACAUACAACUUCCCCCAUGCAUACUAUCAAACAGACCAAUAAUAAUAACACCUCUAAUAACACCUCUAAUAAUAAUAAUAAUAUUCGUACUAAUACCACACCAAACAUGUCUUCUUCAUCGUCAAUCUCUUCUUCGAUUUCUUCAACCCCAUUUCUAGUAAAUCCGAAGCUAAAUAACAACAACAAUUCAAAUUCUCAUCAUUAUAGAAAUUCAAGUGUCUCUUCAAUCUCUCCACAAUCAAGUUUAAGUAAUAGCCCAAUUUUUUUAAAAUCAAUCACCACAACAAAUUUACCAACGAUUUUUUCCCCACAAAAAAAUAAAUUUGUAAAACCUAUUGGUGUAAAUCUGAUUACUGCUAUUGAAUUGGGUAAACUAUUGUUAGACUUGGAUGAUUCCAACAAUAAUCUUUUAAUUUUCGAUGUUCGUUCGUUUAAUGGGUUUUCUAAAUCUUCUAUUAAAAAUUCCAUUCAUUUAACUUUACCUUCCACUCUAUUAAAGAGAAGAACUUUCACUUUUAAUAGAUUAUUAGAAAAUUUAUCUCCAAUUGAUCAACAAACUAUAAAGGAAAAACAUUCAACUUUUAAAACAAAUUUGAAAAUCAUCUUGUAUGAUGAUGAAAAAAAUGAAAAUUCAGAUGAUUUGAUCUCUUCUAUUUGUUAUAACAUGUCAUUGAAGAUUUUAGAUCAUUUUGUCUUGGAUCAAACUACUCCAUUACAUGAUUCUAUUUCCAUAUCAGUCUUGUCUUCUGGGUUCCAACAAUUUGAAGUUUUAUUCCCACAAUAUAUUGAUUAUUCAAAUUCAAAUAUAAACCCGAUGUUAAAUUCAAAUUCAAAUUCAAAUUCAAAUUCAAAUGUAUUAGAUAAUGAUUUGAAAAUAGCAAUGCCUGAAUUUUCUAAACCAAACAUUUUUCUAUCAAAAUCUACUCCAACUACAAAUUCAAACCCAAAUUCUUUUCUUAAUAAAAAUUUGUCACCUUUAUCCUUGAAUUCAGAAUCUCCGAUCUCAUCAUCUUCUCCAAUAUCUGCUCUAUUGAAAUUCCAAUUACCUAAUGAUUCGAUAUCUCCCAAACCGUUAUUUAAGUUUAAACAAAAUGAAGAAAUUAUGAAUUUAGAAUCUUAUCUAAGUGCCGUUAAUAUUAAAGAGGAAAGAGAAGAAAAUCAAAAAUUGGAAUUUUUAAAUAAAUUAGAUGAAGAAUCUUCUUCCUCUAUAUUGGCAAACGAUUUAUCUCCAAUAAAAUCGAUUAAUUUAUCAUCAUCAAUUUCACAAAAUUCCAUAUCAACUUUUUGUAAUUCAAAUUCAAAUGAUUAUAAAACAAAUUCUAAUUUCCAAUUCCCCAAGAAAAGAAAAUCAAUUAUUGAAAAAGAUAAAUUAAAAUUCCAAAUUAGAUAUUUAGAAAUGAUCAAAAAUUAUCCAAUUGAUAUGAUUAAUAAAAUUAUUCCAAGUUGGUUUCAAGAUUUGAUGAAAUUAAAUAAAAUUCAAUUCAUUUUACAAUAUCAAAAAUUAGAUCAAUUAGAAAGGAAAAGAUUAAAUAAAUGCCUUUCAAAUAGUACUUCAAAUUUAACUUCUAAAAAAUUAUCCAAUAGUUUUAAAUUUCCAACUAUAACCACAAAUAAUACUACUACUGUUACCACCACUACUACUACUAAUAGCAUGGCCAUAACUAAUAAUAUUCUACCAGAGUCAAAUCCAUUUUUUUCAAAAGAUAAUUCAAAUCUUCAAUUCCACAAGAUUGGGAAAAUCUUGGAAGAACCAAUUUCAAACAUUAAUACCUCUCAAUCAACCAUGAACACAACUCAAUCAAACUUGAAUUACUCUCAAUCAAACUUGAGCUACUCUCAAUCGAACUUGAACAACUCUCAACCAACUUUAACAAAUUCACCUUCUUAUGAUAGAAGAGCAUUAUCUCAUUCUGAUUUUAUGAAUUUAACCAAAUCAAGGAAAAAAUACACUUCAUUAGAUUUAGAUGAUGAUGAUGAAGAUGAUUUUCUUUUGGAAAAAAGUUAUAAUAAUAAUAUGAGUGAUAGCUCCAAUAAAAUCAUUAUAUCUUCAGGUGUAGAAUUAGGUAAUAAGAAUCGUUAUAAAGAUAUUUUCCCCUUUGAACAUUCGAGAGUUGUAUUGAAAAAAAAAUCCUUUUCUUUACCAAUUCCAAUAUCAACAGAUUCAUUUUUACAAAAUAAUUCCAAGACAAAUUCAAUUUCUAUAGAUUUAAAUGAAAACUAUAUUAAUGCAAGUUAUUUGAAUUUACCACAAUUGGUUUUUGAAAAUAAUACCAAUAUGACAAGCGAUACUACUACUACUACUACUAAUAUUAAUAAUAAUAAUACACCAAUAAGUUCAAGUUCCAAUUCUUCUACUUGUUCUACAAUUACCACACCUAUUAGUGGAAUAAAUUACUCAUCUAUUGAACCAACUUCAACAAAUUUCAAUACAACUGCAAACAAUAGUAAUCUUAAUAAUAAUGGAACUAGUAAUAAUAAUAGUAAAACUACUAUUAAAAAUGACAAAUUUUAUAAAACUUCAAGAAAAUUGCGUUACAUUGCUACUCAGGCUCCAUUAUUAUCUACAGUUCAUGAUUUUUAUACAUGUAUCUUAAAUAAUAAUGUUCCAAUUAUUAUUUGUUUAACAGAUCAAUAUGAAAAUUCUGUUGAAAAAUGUUUUGAUUAUUGGUCUGAAGGCAAUUAUAAUGGUAUUCAUGUCAAAUUAUUAGAUGAACUUUCCAUUGGUUGUAAUAAUAACUUUAUUAAAUUAAAUAAUCAAUACACUGAAAAUCAUCAAAAUUGUUUAAUUGUAAGAAUUAUUGAAUUGACUUAUACUAUUAAUAAUAAAGAAUGUACUUUUAAAACUUUACAAUUACAAAUUAAAGAUUGGCCAGAUUUUGGUACAUUGGUAGAUCCUACAAAGAUUGUUCAAGCUAUUAAUUUAAAAGAUAAAGUCAUUGAUAAAUUAUUUGGUAAUAAUUUUUUUGCAGAAGAUUAUAUACCGACAAUUGUUGUACAUUGUUCAGCAGGUUGUGGUAGAACUGGUACUUGGUGUACAGUUGAUUCAGCCUUAUCAAAUCUUCAAACUUUUGAAAAAUUAAAUCAAGAAUUUAAAAACAAUAUGGAGAAUAAUGCUUAUGAUGAUAGAGAAAUUACUAUAACGAAUAAUAAUAUUGGGAAAGAGAAUAAAAAAAUAUUUGAUCCUAUAUCAUGGACAAUUAAUAUCUUUAGAAAACAAAGAAUCUCUAUGGUUCAAAAUAUUAAUCAAUAUUUGUUUAUUUAUGAUUGUUUGAUAUAUUACUUUACAUUAAAAUUACAUGAAAAUUGUUCAUUUAAUGAUAAAAGAGAAAUUACACCAUUGACACAAAAUUAUUUAAAUUCAAUGACCAAAUUUUUAGAUGAAUUAGAUGAAUUAGAAUUCAUUGAUAAUUUUGUUAAAGCAAAGACUACAGAAACUUUACCCACAUUUAUUUAA